AUGUUAGUACUUCUGAAGUCAUUGACACAGCAUGAGAUCCUUAUAGAUACCAUGGACAUUGCAUGUGGUGAUGCUAUAGAUAAAGCAGCCCGAGAACUAGGGAUGCGAGGCAACAUGCUUGGGCCUGAACUUGAGAAGUUCGUGAAUCUGAUACCCCAAAGUGAACGACAACACUAUGCAUCGAUCAGAACCCUCGACAGAAAUAACGAAUUCGGGUUCAAACUCACUCCUCCUUUACGCAAACCAAAGCAUCAAAAAGUUCCCGAAAACCUUUCCUUCACAUUUGCAUAUCUCCUCAGCUCAAUCAAAGACCACAAGAAGAGGUUCGAGCUUGAUGAAAAGACCAAACAGUUUCUUGCUUUCAAGGCACAGGAUGCAGUGUUUGAGCACAUGAUAGACAGGGUGAACAUAGCAUUCGCCAAAUACCCCAAAGAGCUUGCAGGAGUCAGGCACUUUGUUUGUUCAGGCGGAGUUGCAGCCAAUCAAGUGCUACGCCAGAAGCUCUUCAACCAAAUAAGGUCACCUCAUGACCUUAGUUUUCAUUUCCCUGAUCUCAGGGUUUGCACGGAUAAUGCCACAAUGAUCGGUGUGGCAGGCAUGGAUCUCUUUGAGAAACUCCGUGUCAAAUCAAGCAUGGAUAUAUUGCCUGUGCCUAAUUAG
Messenger RNA from Candidozyma duobushaemuli, 660 nucleotides. Its product is annotated as putative N(6)-L-threonylcarbamoyladenine synthase. Gene Ontology annotation, biological process: mitochondrial tRNA threonylcarbamoyladenosine modification. The transcript is spliced from 2 exons. Lineage: Eukaryota; Fungi; Ascomycota; Pichiomycetes; Serinales; Metschnikowiaceae. Gene Ontology annotation, cellular component: mitochondrion. The coding region runs from base 1 to 660 and encodes 219 amino acids. The record is from RefSeq and is a predicted model, not a curated record.